This is a messenger RNA of Medioppia subpectinata, 701 nucleotides long. NCBI's taxonomy places the organism in Eukaryota, Metazoa, Arthropoda, Arachnida, Sarcoptiformes, Oppiidae. The record is from the annotation of a GenBank genome assembly.
GAUGGUCUGCACAGCACAUCAUUAUCGACACAGUUGUGCUCAAACACAUUGAAAGACGCCAUCGAUUAUAAGCUGAAGACAGAGGCCAUUGAUCUGACGGAUGAGCCCUAUUCUGAUCGAGCGGGCUUUUGCGGUAUACCACCGGCGCUGAUCCAACGGUACGCCGACGAGUGUCAACGCGACACUUACGAAGUGGCCGACGGUCUGGACAGGGCUCGCAUGCGGGCCCUCUCGGCUAAGGGUCGCCGGGGAGUACCCAACGACUAUUUGGGCGACUCGUGUGUCGGCCCACUCAUCGAUGUGGCCAACUAUGACAGUCUACACCUAUGGCUCGUAUCGCUGGGUCUACCCAUGUAUGAGCGAUGUCUGGUUGGGUCGGGUGUUGACACCCUAUACCGGGUGUCCAAACUUCGGGAGACAGACAUUGUUAACAAGUGUGGCAUUAGAGACAAACGUCACGUCAGGAUACUUACUAACGCUAUCGGAGCACUACAUCUCAGUGUAUAGACUCCCUGUCCACCCGUUUUGAUGACUACCCGUCCCCUCAUAUAAUGAAUUUCCUAUUGAUUUGAUGUAAAAUAUAGUUUAUUAGAGAUUUUUAUUGUUUUGUUUGCUUUGUCUGUAUUUACGGCUCAAUUCAAUGACAUUUGCUCUCAAUUUAUGUCCACAUUAUAUAUAAGACUGUGUUUUCACUUUCAGAC